AUGCAUGUUUUACUCAAUGCUAAAUCUUCAAAGAUUCUUUGGAAAACUUUUAUUUGAAAACUUUUGCUUCACUUUCAGUUCACUUUUUCUUUCUAGCUGUGAGAAACGCCUCUGUCUCUCAUGUGCUUUGUGGCUGAACACAAUGUUCACCAAAUGGCUUAAAUAUAAUUUUUUACACGUUUACUUACUUGGUAAUGUUAAAAUAUAUUAACACUUAAUGCAGGUUAAUCUGUUCUUUAAAAAACUUGUAACUUGGAUAAAAGAAAUGAAGCCUAAAUAAACAUAAGAGAUGAGGAAGUAUCACCUCUCUAACAGGAAGUACAGAUGCUCUUCAACAAAAUGCUUGUACCAGACGCUUUAUUUAGUCAGAACAAGAACGACGAGGCGUCGAUGAGCAAUGGCUGAGCUAAAAUGGAUCAAAGUUCAUUUAUUUCUAAUCCUGGGGCAUCAGUUUAUUGUGUGCGCAGGUGGAUCAUCUGUUUUCAUAAGAUCUGGGGAUGAUAUGGUUUUGUCUUGCCAACAUGUGAUAAGUGGUCAGAUAAACUGUAAUGGUACCACAUGGCUCUAUAGUAACACCAGAAGGUCAGUAGAACUGGUUACACUGGGACAGGUUAAAAAUGCUCAGAGUAAAUCUAACAGACUGAGUGUUGCAGCAAACUGUUCUCUGGUAAUGAGGAACAUCACAGUGAAGGAUGCUGGUUAUUAUAAUUGCCAACAAUAUAAAUCUGAAGCUGAACCCAGUAAACACAUUCUGGUUAAUCAGUCUGGAGUUUCUCUGUCUGUUGUUCACAUGAGUGAGCAGAAGGUUACAGAUGUGGUGACAUUAACCUGCUCUGUGGAGACGCUUGAUCAGUGUGAAUACAGAGUGAAAUGGCUGACUGACUGUUCUACUGGGAAUAUCGCUUCGAUCAACUGUCCAACACAACACUCUGGCUGCUCUGCUGCAGUUUGUUUUCUGGAUCUUUCCUACACACAGAGGUGUGAGUUCCAGUGUGAAGUCACAGACGGUGAAACCAAACAGAUCUUCAACUUCAACCAUCAGUUCACAGAAGAUAAAUCAGGUAAAACUUCAUGCAACCCAACAAGAAAACCGUUUGAUACCACAACAUCAGAUCCAGCCACAAAACUUACAAACGUUCUCCUGUCAAAUGAAGCUCCAUCAGGAGCUCCUUACAUUGCUGCUGCUGUGGUCUUAGUCGCACUCUUGACAGUUGCUGGGAUUGUCAUCAGAUGGAGAACUAAACGAAACAUGAAGCAGGUGCAUGUCUAUGCUGAAGUGAAUCCAACUGUUCCAGUAUCUACCACCAACCAGGAAACCAGCAGAGACAACGUGGAGGAUGAAGAUGGUGUCUACUACUCCACCAUCAGUGAAACUCCAGUCAGGUUUAAUGUUGUUGGUGAAAGGGACGACAUGACCUACAGCACUGUGGGAGCUCCAGGCCCGCCUGCUGCAGCGUUUACUGAUCCCAACGGCCCCUACUCUCUCCUCACCGCUCCAGGAAAAUAGUGUGCACAAUAACUGGAUCGUCUGUUUUCAUAAGAUCUGGGGAUGAUACGGUUUUGUCUUGCCAACAUGUGAUAAGUGGUCAGAUAAACUGUAAUGGUACCACAUGGCUCUAUAGUACCACCAGCGGCUCAGUAGGACUGGUUACACUGGGACAGGUUAAAAAUGUUCAGAGUAAAUCUAACAGACUGAGUGUUGCAGCAAACUGUUCUCUGGUAAUGAGGAACAUCACAGUGAAGGAUGCUGGUUAUUAUAAUUGCAAACAAUAUAAAUCUGAAGCUGAACCCAGUAAACACAUUCUGGUUCAUCAGUCUGGAGUUUCUCUGUCUGUUGUUCACAUGAGUGAGCAGAAGGUUACAGAUGUGGUGACGUUAACCUGCUCUGUGGAGACGCUUGAUCAGUGUGAAUACAGCGUGAAAUGGCUGACUGACUGUUCUACUGGGAAUAUCGCUUCGAUCAACUGUCCAACACAACACUCUGGCUGCUCUGCUGCAGUUUGUUUUAUAAAGGAUUCCUACACACAGAGGUGUGAGUUCCAGUGUGAAGUCACAGACGGUGAAACCAAACAGAUCUUCAACUUCAACCAUCAGUUCACAGAAGAUAAAUCAGGUGGAACCACAUGCAUCCCAACAAGUAAAGUUGAAGAUAUCACAAAAUUAAUGACAACCACAAUACAUCCAACCAUUUCAACGUUUAAUAAAGACAAAGGAGCUCCUUACAUUGCUGUUGCUGUGGUUUUAGUCACAAUCUUGAUAGUUGCUGGGAUUGUCAUCAGGUGGAGAACUAAACAAAACCAAAGACAGGUGCACGACUGUCCUAAUCUGAAUCUAAAUUCUCCAGUGCCUCCUACCCUCUUGGAAAACAACCAUGGCAACCAGGUUGAUCCAGAAGAUAGUGUCUGCUACGCCACCAUCAGUAAAGCCCAAGUAAGGUUUAAUGUUGUUGGUGAAAGAGACAACGUGAUCUACAGCACUAUGUCGGCUGCUGGUCCGUCUGCUGCAGCACCAUCUGACCCCAACAACCUGUACGCCACCAUCACCGCCCCAGGAACAUAGUUUUAUGAUGAGACUUUAAUAAUACUUUUCUGUUAAAUUAGUAACAUGUAAGUUCCAGAUGUUGGUGGUUCUGAGUGACUCUUAUAUCUCUCUUUGUUUUAAAAUGCAUUGGAUAAUUUUGUCUGACAUUUGCUUUUAUCAGUUUCCUGUAUUUUAUCAGCUGCAUCAAUAAAAUAGUUUGUUGUCGU
This is a messenger RNA of Xiphophorus couchianus (Monterrey platyfish), 2747 nucleotides long. RefSeq lists its product as uncharacterized. Gene Ontology annotation, molecular function: protein tyrosine kinase binding; MHC class II protein binding. The record is from RefSeq and is a predicted model, not a curated record. Bases 398 to 1507 code for a protein of 369 amino acids. The transcript is spliced from 17 exons. Gene Ontology annotation, cellular component: external side of plasma membrane; membrane raft. NCBI's taxonomy places the organism in Eukaryota, Metazoa, Chordata, Actinopteri, Cyprinodontiformes, Poeciliidae. Gene Ontology annotation, biological process: T cell activation; interleukin-15-mediated signaling pathway; positive regulation of ERK1 and ERK2 cascade.